Molecule: messenger RNA, 762 nt
Organism: Drosophila navojoa
Lineage: Eukaryota; Metazoa; Arthropoda; Insecta; Diptera; Drosophilidae
Product: leucine-rich repeat flightless-interacting protein 2
Biological process (GO): regulation of DNA-templated transcription
Source: RefSeq, a predicted model, not a curated record
UUAUUACUUUUCAGGAAGUUGAGGAACGUUUUCGAAAAGCUAUGAUAACGAAUGCUCAACUUGACAACGACCGUUCAUCACAGACCUAUGAGGUUAAACUACUUAAAGAUAAAAGUGAAGCAAUGCAAGAAUCCCUUGCCCAAUUGCAACGUGAAUUUAAAAACAAACUUCGCGAUUGUAGUGCCCUUAAGCGCAGCUUAGAUCGUACAACCCUAGAAUUAAACCUGGUGCAAGGCCAACUUAGUGAGCGUGAUACUCUUAUAGAAGAACACGGUCUUGUUAUUGUUGCUAUUGAAAAUAGUGAUGGCAGCGAUGCGAAGCGUGCUCUAGUCACCGUGGAAAAUGCCAAUGUAUUAGCAACUGUGCAAGGCUCUCUUGACGUACGAAUCAAAAAGUUUGCUGAUGAAAAACAACGACUUCUUAAUGAAAUGCAAAAGCUCCGUGAACAGCUGGACGCUUUUAAAAAUGAAGGAAGACCUGUUCGAGGAAGUCUAUUAAGUGGAUCUUUAGGGUACGAUGGUGACUAUGAUGCUCAGCGAGAAUCAAAUAAAAUCAUAUCCGACUAUAAAUAUAAACUACAGAAAGCUGAACAGGAAAUCGCCAGUCUGCAGGCAAACCUAGCGCGCUCAGAGACUCAAGUUAUACGUUACAAAAGUACGGCUGAAGCUGCCGAAAAAUCUGAGGCUGAGCUUAAAGUAGAAAGACGUAAGCUGCAACGUGAGGUAUGAUCAAAUACGUUUACUAUUAGGUAUUACUGAGAAA